Messenger RNA from Gopherus evgoodei (Goodes thornscrub tortoise), 1782 nucleotides. It is a transcript of the gene C7H10orf88, whose product is annotated as chromosome 7 C10orf88 homolog. NCBI's taxonomy places the organism in Eukaryota, Metazoa, Chordata, Testudines, Testudinidae. The transcript has 6 exons. The record is from RefSeq and is a predicted model, not a curated record. The coding region runs from base 55 to 1437 and encodes 460 amino acids.
UUCUGGCCGGCGCGGUGCGGCAGGGGGCGGUUGGCAGCGAGCGGAACGGUUGCGAUGGCGAGCGGCAGCCUGGCGGGCGCGGCGGCGGCAACCGAGAAUGGCAUUUGCAGCGCCAAUGGCCCCCUCCGCCUCGCAGCCGGCUGCUCGUGGGAGUGCGUGUCCCCCUCGUCUCUUGGGGGCCUGGCGGACACCCUGCGCCUCCUUCCCGAGGGAGCCAGUGAGGGCGAGGCGCUGGCGCCGCCCGAGAACGGUGAGAACUCUGUGGUUUUGGAGAGGUGCUUAAAUGAUGAAAAGGAAACUCCUUGCUUACUGUACCUGCAGUGUGAUCCUCAUGGAUCUGAGGAAAUAGUCUGUGUUGGAAUUUUAAGUGAGGCAAGAAACAUGGAAGUAUAUGUAGGAGAAGAGUAUUGUGGAACUGGUAGGGGACAGACUGUCUGCACCAUCCAGAAUGAUAGAAAUGACAAGGUUACUUUAUACAAAAAAUAUCUUAAAUUGGAGUACUCAACAACCUCUUGUAGAAUUAAGCUGCUCUCCAUUGGUGAAAGACAAAGAGUGCUCAUAACUAAAAUUGUAGUACAAGUAAAAUCAGUUUCUGCAAAAUCUGCCUCAGAUCUUCCUUCACUAGGAUCAAGCGUAGAUCUAGACAGAGUUCAAACUAUGGUGGAAUCCAUGGGGUCAAAGUUAUCUCCAGGUGCUCAGCAACUCAUGAAUAUGGUACGACUUCAGCAGAAGAACAGUUUUCCUCUUGGAGACAAACUUCAAUGUAUCUUUGGAAAAAAGGAAUCUGUCUUUGGAGACAAGCAUACAAUUGAUGGAUUGCACAAUGCAGCUGCUUUUAGAGGACUAAAUCAAUCAUCCAAUGCACCCUUUCCUUUAAAAAGUUGUUUGACAACUGAAACAGUUUUUGAAGAUUUAAAAACACAUACUGACAUGAACACACGGAUACCUGGUAGAGAGAAUAUUCCUGAUCUUGAAAGACUUAAAACUAUGCAACAAAGCACUCUUCUUCCCGGAAAUGAUUUUAAAGUUAUGUUGUCAUCGUUCAUGCAAGAGCAAGCAAGUGUAAACCCAAAUAUGCCCAGUUCUGGGCUGCUGCUUCCUUUUCUUCAAAACUUAUGUAGUCAAGUAAAUCAUCUUCAGCUCAAUGAUGGGAAUAAGCAUUUUGAGAAGAGUACAGUAGUUAAAGGGGAAGGCAUUCAAACUGUUGGAAUGGAACAGCAGCCUAUUUGCUCCUACUUGGAAAAGGUCAUAUCCAAAAAUAUGGAACUGAUGGAGAAAAAACUAAUGGACUAUAUUGAUCUAAGUAUGCAGAAACUUCAGGAACAUAUAGAUACUAAAGUUGUUCUGUUAAUGGAUGUGGUUCAAAACUCCAAAUCGAACAAAAUGUCACAAGAACAAUAUGACUCUGGAGAAGGACUCUCUAAUGGAGAGAGAUAGAAAAUAUUUGAAAAAGACAGGACCUCAAUAUAAAUACUUUCCAGGGGCAAGUAUUUAUUCUGAUGUCUUUACAAAGCUUAAUAUUUAUUAAACUAAUUCUAACCCCCCCCCAAGUUGUUACAUGUUACUGUAAUUUUGCUCAGUAUUGUACACUAAAUGUUACUGUUAUAAAACAUCUGUAAUCUUUAAAAAUCUAUUUUUCAUAAGUGUAAAUUUUGUAUGUAUUUGUGGCUUAUUUAGUUUAAAAUAUUUCUAAAAAGCCACUUGGAAUACGUUUUGUCAACCUCUACUUGAACUAUGAAAUGUGCUAUAAAUAAAGUGAGUUGUAACGUUUCUAUUUAUAUU